AUGAGAGUACCAGUCACACGGUUAGGAAGCCUGGUGCUCCGGAGAGGCUUCGCCAGCACGCAGAGGCGGCUCGACAACUAUGCCUUUAUCGGUCUCGGCCAGAUGGGCUACCAAAUGGCAAAGAACCUGCAGUCCAAGCUCAAGCCGUCAGACAAGGUGGCCAUCUUUGACGUCAACCCGACGGCCAUGGAGGGCCUUUCGGCCGAGAUGAAGGCCAAGUCUGACGGCGCUGCGGUGGAAAUUGCGGCGAGUGCGCAUGAUGCUUCAAAGGACGCUGACACCGUCGUCACCUGCCUACCAGAACCGCACCACGUCCGCGGCGUCUACGAAUCCAUCCUGACAGACAUCCUCCCCAAAAAGGACCGCAUCUUCAUCGACUGCUCAACAAUCGACCCGACCACCUCACGCCAAGUCGCCCAGUCCGUGUCCGACGCCGGGCAGGGCACCUUCGUCGACGCCCCCAUGUCCGGCGGCGUCGUGGGCGCCACCGCCGGCACGCUGACCUUCAUGCUGGGCGCCGACGCCCACAUCCUCCCGCGCGUCGAGCCGACGCUGCUGCUCAUGGGCCGCAAGGUGCUGCACUGCGGCGCCCAGGGGGCGGGGCUGUCGGCCAAGCUGGCCAACAACUACCUGCUGGCGCUCAACAACAUCGCGACGGCCGAGGCCAUGAACCUGGGCAUCCGGUGCGGCCUGGACCCCAAGACGCUGGCCAACGUGCUCAACGUGAGCACCGGCCGGUGCUGGCCCAGCGAGGUCAACAACCCCGUCAAGGGCGUCGUCGAGACGGCGCCGGCGAGCCGCGACUACCGCGGCGGCUUCGGCAUCUCGCUCAUGCGCAAGGACCUGAGGCUGGCGCUGGUGGCGGCCGAGGCGGCGCAGGCGAGGACGGAGCUGGGCAAGCUGGCGUUUGACAUGUACGACAAGGCGGCGCAGAGGGAGGACUGCAAGGAUCGGGACUUUUCGGUUGUGUAUAGAUUUCUUGGGGGGAAAGAGGAGUAA
This is a messenger RNA of Trichoderma reesei QM6a, 999 nucleotides long. RefSeq lists its product as uncharacterized. Gene Ontology annotation, cellular component: mitochondrion. Gene Ontology annotation, biological process: L-valine catabolic process. NCBI's taxonomy places the organism in Eukaryota, Fungi, Ascomycota, Sordariomycetes, Hypocreales, Hypocreaceae. The record is from RefSeq and is a predicted model, not a curated record. The transcript has 3 exons. Gene Ontology annotation, molecular function: 3-hydroxyisobutyrate dehydrogenase activity; NAD binding; NADP binding. Bases 1 to 999 code for a protein of 332 amino acids.